Molecule: messenger RNA, 4674 nt
Organism: Punica granatum (pomegranate)
Lineage: Eukaryota; Viridiplantae; Streptophyta; Magnoliopsida; Myrtales; Lythraceae
Source: RefSeq, a predicted model, not a curated record
GGAGUCAACUGAGAUAGAGAGAGAGAGAGAGAGAGAGAGAGAGACUGUGUCAGACAGACCGCUUUCUCCUCCUCCUCCGACGAGAGUGAGAGGGAGAGGGGGAGAGGAGUAUACAUGGAAGAACACAGAGCUCAAAGGAGACUUGAGUCUCUCUGUCGCCACCUUCUGCAGCAAUCCAGUGACAGUUUGCCUGUUCUUCGCCAGGUACCGUUGAUUGGUGGGAAAUUGGAAUUGAGUGAAAGUGGAGAGGGAGAUGGAGAAGCAGUGAUUAUCGGAGGGAUGGUCUUGGACAUUCAUGCCGUGCCUUCCACUCCUCUCAUUCUCGGGACCACCUCCCCCGGCAAGGUUUAUUAUUUCUCGGGAGGUGUUGCGAGGAACGUAGCAGAGUGCAUGGCAAAUCUUUCAGCGAGGCCUUUUCUGAUCAGUGCUUUGGGCCAUGAUAUGGCAGGGAACUUGUUGUUGGAUCGCUGGAAAUCUGCUGCACUACCUAUUGACGGCAUACGGAGGCAUGAGGAUAUCCGGACUGCUGUUGUAUGCAACACGCUUGACUUAAAUGGGGAGGUAGCUGCAGGGGUCGCCAGUGUGCAAGAUAUCGAAACUUUUGUUUCAGCUGAGUGGAUUCAACAAUUCAGGAAGCAAAUACAUUCUUCUCCAGUACUAAUGGUUGACGCGAACUUGAGUCCUCUUGCUCUCGAAGCUUCCUGCCUAUUGGCUGCAGAAUAUAAAGUUCCUGUGUGGUUUGAGCCCGUGUCACUCACCAAGUCCAAAAGAGUGGUUUCUGUUGUCAAGUAUGUCACCUACACUUCUCCAAAUGAGGAUGAACUUAUUGCCAUGGCAAACGAACUUUCUCCUGGGAGUAGAAUUCAUUUGACUCACGUGGAAAAGAGCAUCAAGGAUCUCCCUCUGGAAUCUGUGUUUGAAAUACUGAAACCUGCAAUUUGGGUUUUGCUUGAGAAGGGCCUUAAAGUGGUCGUUCUGACUCUUGGCCGAAACGGGGUUUUAAUAUGUUCUCGAGGUGGGCCUAAUUUUAUGACAACCUUUUCUAAGAAUUCCCAAAGAUUCAGUUCUCGGAGACGACUCUUCAAUGCAGUCGCUUCUUCCUGUCCCUUGAGAAUGUAUGUCGAUCCAGGAAAAUCAUCCGAGGACAGCUCCCACCUCUUUGCCCUGCAUCUCCCUGCACUUCCUGCGACAGUUAAGAAGCUCACUGGGGCCGGGGAUUGCUUGGUAGGUGGAACCCUAUCAUCCAUUUCUGCAGGUCUGGACCUUGUACAGGCCAUUUCGGUUGGUAUUGCUGUGGCCCGAGCGACUGUUGAAUCUGAGGAGAAUGUGCCCCCCACAUUCAAUCCACAGGAGCUUGCAGAUGAUGCCCGGUCUGUAUAUUCUGCUGCCACGGUUCUGUUCCGCGGGCCGAUGCGCAUUUCAAGUCGGGAGAUCGUAUAUCAUGUGGAUUAUUCUUUCGCCUCCCCGUGCGUAGCCUAUAGUUCAAUAACAGUGGCAUUCCUUAAGAACUUGGAACUUGAUCCCAGAGUACUUGUUCUACUUCCAAGUUCCAAAAAAAGUGUUUUUCUAUUUGCCGGAAAACAGCGUCGUCUUCACCAGUUUUCCGUUUGUAAUUUUCUUCUUCUGAGGACGAGGCUGGACGAAGCUUCUUCUUCCUUCAUUGAUGAGAAGUUGUUUCUCAGGAUCGAAUCGUAUGUCUGUAUGUAUAUGAGGACGUUGAGAGAGGGUCUCAUCCUUCAAGCAAAGGCCAUAAAAUACGGCUUUACGCCCACAGUCUUCUCGUCCAAUCAGCUCAUCCAUCUGUACUCGAGCAAUGGCCUCCUCAAAGAAGCCCAGAGGCUGUUUGACGAAAUGCCCGAGAGAAAUGCCUUCUCUUGGAACGCCAUAGUUUCAGCUCACGUGAAAGCUCGAAACUUGACGCAGGCAAGAGCACUGUUUGAGGCCGCAACUCAGAGGGAUAUUGUGACCUACAACUUGAUGCUGUCGGGCUAUGUCAGCGCAGAAGGGUAUGAGACAGACGCGGUGGAAUUGUUCAGGCAAAUGCAGUCGAUGAGUGAUGUCAUUAAACUUGAUGAGUUUACGCUUACCACGAUGCUUAACUUGGUGGUGAAGUUAAGCUCGGUUUCUUGUGGCAGGCAAUUGCAUUCGUACAUGGUGAAGACGGGCAAUGAUUUGAACGGCUUUGCUAGGAGCUCUCUCAUUGAUAUGUAUUCUAAAAGGGAGUCUUUUGGGGAGGCUCUUAAGGUGUUCGGUCAGCUGGGUGGGAGGGUUGAUUUGGUCUCCAGGAAUGCAAUGCUGGCUGCUUGUUGUAGGGAAGGUGAACUCGGAAUGGCCUCAGAUCUUUUCUGGAGAGAGACUGAGCUCAAUGAUGCCGUGUCUUGGAAUACGCUGAUCUCUGCUUUUGCUCAAAAUGGUUUCGCAGAGGAGUCAGUGAAGAUGUUUGUGGAGAUGGGGAAGAAUGGGAUUAGAUGGAAUGAGCACACAUUUGCUAGCCUCUUGGGUGCUUGCUCUGCAUUGAAGGAUCUCAAGCUUGGAAAGGAGAUCCACUGUUGGGUUGUAAAGAAUGGAUCAAUUUUGAAUCCAUUUAUUAGUAGCGGUAUAAUCGAUGUAUACUCUAAGUGCGGCAAUAUGAAGUAUGCGGAGUCAGUUUAUGCAACUGAUGAGGUCGUGAACUCCUUUUCAAUCACAAAUAUGAUUGUGGGCUAUUCAUCUCAGGGCAACAUGUCUGAAGCUCGGCGGUUGUUUGAUUCAUUGACCGAGAAGAACUCUAUCAUAUGGACAGCUCUGUUUUGUGGCUAUUUGAAGAGCCAACAGUGUGAAGCUGUAUUUGAGCUCUUGAAUGAGUAUAGAAAAUGGGAGCCGAGCAAUGUUCUUGAUCCUCUGAUCAUCGUGAGUGUCCUUGGUGCCUGUGCUUUACAAGCAGGUCUGGAACCAGGAAAACAAACUCAUGCUUAUAUACUGAGAAGAGGAAUCGUAAUGGAUGAAAAAUUAACAAGUGCCUUGAUGGACAUGUACUCUAAAUCAGGCAGUCUAGGACAUGCAGAAAAGAUUUUUGACGAAGUAAUCAAAAGAGAUCUAGUGCACUAUAAUAUCAUGAUUGCAGGUUAUGCUCAUCAUGGGCACAGGGACCGAGCAUUCCAACUAUACCAUAAAAUGCUGGACAAGAGUUUGAGGCCGGAUACGGUUACAUUUCUUGCUCUGCUAUCUGCUUGUCGUCACUGUGGACUAGUUGAAGUGGGCGAGAAAUAUUUCCGCUCAAUGACCGAAGAUCACAACAUUUUGCCUGAAAUUGACCAUUACUCAUGUAUGAUUGAUCUUUAUGGGAGGACGAAUCAGUUAGAGAAGGCAGUAGAUUUCAUGAAAACAAUCCCCACUGAUUUUGAUGCAGUGAUCUGGGGAGCCUUCUUGAAUGCUUGUAAGCUGAAUGGAAAGCUCCAACUCGCGAGAGAAGCAGAGAAGAGACUUCUGGCUAUUGAAGGAGAGAACGGGUCCCGGUAUGUACAGCUGGCAAAUUUGUAUGCGGAGCAUGGGGAUUGGGCCGAGAUGGAAAGAAUAAGGAGGAAAAUGAGAGGGAAGGAAGUGAAGAAGCUCGCUGGGUGCAGUUGGGUGUAUGUGGAGAAUGCAGUUAACGUUUUCACUUCAGGAGACACGUCCCACGGGAAAGCAGAGGCAAUAUAUUCAACCUUAGGCUUCUUGACAGGAGAGCUGUCUGAAAUGGCCGAUAGGAGAAUUAGGGAGAGCUCUCCCACAUUGUGAUUUCUAUACGUAGGGAUUAGGAUGUGACUUUGAAUGCUUGGGUUGAAGAACUUGAAUUUGAAAUUUUGAACAAUUCUCCGGGAACGGACAGAUGAAAAUAGCAUGCAGGUGCGUAUAUGAAGAGAAAAGACAAGGUAUAUUCUUCUGGGAGCAUUCCUUAGUACAUGUACAGAAGAUCCUGCAUUUCUCCAAUGAUAAUAGAUGGCACUGCCUACACUUAACAGCAUCGGAGGAGCAGUCUUUGCAUUCGUUUAUUGGGUUGUUGGGGAUGAGUGAAGCUAAAGUGAAGCGACCUGUGAAAAUUAUCGAGGCAAGAAGGGCAUAAAAUGCGCAGUUAACACUAAGCCAAUGAGUGGUUUGAUAUCAAUGAAGCGGAACUCUUUUCUAUCGGCUGCAAUUUGCUGCAUUUGCAAAAACGACCAAUUUUUUCUCCAGUGCUUUCUAGGAAUCCUGAUCUGCUUCAGGAUUGUGAGUGACAAAUGGAAGAUGUCUUCUUUUCCUCGAGGAAGCACGAGUAUGGAGCCGUAAGGAGCAUGUCAAUUUCGGACUAAUUUUUUCCUUUGAGAAGUACCGGUGAUGGUUAAGCUACGAUUCACCACUUCUCGCAAGUAUGAAGAGGAAAUCAUCUGCCAUGGACUAGCGUAGUCGAUUGCUUUUGUCUGUUAAGAGAAAUAGCGGAGGAAGAGUUGAAGGCAUGUUGUGCAUUGUGAAAGAGGCAGGGACGUAAGGCCAUUUCUUUUUUCUUUUUUUUUUUUUAAAGAAUAUAUGACCCUCCCUUACCAACUACCAGAGUCGAAUCGGACACUUGUCAAUUGAAGAAAGGUAGCUUUACAGUUUAAAAAUUGGAAACCUUACAACUACCUGGUCAUCUUGUAAUUUUGUUAAAUUAAUGUGAUAUAAAAGGUCAAGUGAUGGACC